Momordica charantia (bitter melon) is the source of this 1770-nucleotide messenger RNA. NCBI's taxonomy places the organism in Eukaryota, Viridiplantae, Streptophyta, Magnoliopsida, Cucurbitales, Cucurbitaceae. The record is from RefSeq and is a predicted model, not a curated record.
CGGUGCAGCUGAGUAAAAUAAAGCGUAGGGAACAGAGAAGGGUUAGCCAGGCUGCCACCCAAUGGGGGUGUCUUCGAAGAACAUGAUCAGUUGUUCCAUUGGCUUAAUAAUGGUUUUGGUAAAGCCUAAUCAGACGGCGCAUAGUGUUUUGAAAAUGGUGGAGCCUUUGCUUUUAAAAGUCUCUUUUGGUUUCUGUCUGGACUGAUGCGACGGGCAAAUAGGGAAGGAAAUUGGGUGGCAAGUGAAGCAGGAGCCAUGUGCCAAGGGCACGAGGUUGUCGGUGAAAGAUGGAGAUGCCCUCCCUUUUUAUCUUAGUAGUUGGGGCCUGAAAUUGGGCCUAAUGGUGUUCCAUUCAAAUAAUUGGGCCUAAACAAGAUCCACAUAGGCCCAAUCCUGUCCUUCACAAGUUACACGGAGUUAUGUUUCUUUAGGUAUAUUAUCUCUGAAUCAAUUAAGACUUUUGUAUGUAUCCCUAUUGUUACCUUACAAUUCCACCAAAUAAACUCCCUAGGAAAGUUUUAAUUUGAAUUCCACAUUACUUUCUUGAAAAUUCUUAUUUGGUCAUGUAGAAUACUCCCGACAAACUAUUUCAAGUAUUGAAUUUAAGUACUUCAUAUUUUUUCGAUUCAUGAUUGACAACGAGAGAGCCUUAUUCUUCAAUUGAUAUCACAACCCUUCUAUGAUAGCCACUAUAACGCCCAAUCACGUUGAUAAAAGAUAAAAGGGAUUCCAACCCAUAAAAUCAAAAUAUCUAUCUUUCUUAAAACCAUAACACAAUAUUCUUUGUACAUUCUCUAUCUUGGACGAGUCUUAUCCUGCAUAGAGUCAUUUUACAAUUUGAACAACCAUAGACAUAACACACUCCAUUAACAAUCCUUAGUUAGCAGUAGAAUGGGGUUUGGUGAAAGCAAAGAAUAAAAUUGGCAGAGCCGAAAGGGGUUGAAUAAAAGUUGAUGCUCUCAUUUUGAUACUGAUCUUUAUAACCUUCUCCUUUUAAAUAUUCCCGUCUUUGCGUACACAUUCAGCGGUCUUGAUUCCUCUGUAUAUUUCAAUUUUCAUCAAUCAUUCAUCACCCACCCAAAUGACUCCUCUACCCAUCUUCCCCCUCGUUGGAGAAGCAGAGAUCCCGAGGGCAUGCCGGUAAUUGAUCACUCCACCAUGCAUCAUAAACUUACAACUGCCGUGUUCUUUAAAAGCUUGGCUCCAUUAAAAUGUAGUGCCUGGAACUGAGAAAAAAUUAAAGGGUGAGAAAUGGAAGAAGAGAGUGAGAUGGUGGGGAGGGCAUUUGUGGAACAUUAUUACCAAUUGUUCGACAACGAAAGAGCCUCUGUUUCGUCUCUGUACCAACCAGAGUCGAUGCUCACUUUCGAGGGGCAGAAAAUCUUAGGCGUUGACGACAUCUCCUCCAGGCUCCAGCAAUUGCCCUUUGAACGCUGCCGACAUGUCGUCAGCACUCUCGACACCCAGCCCUCCGCCGCCACCGGCUCCCUCCUCAUCUUCGUCAGCGGCAGCCUUGAGUUGCCCGGUGAAGAACACCAACUCAGAUUCAGCCAGAUGUUUCACUUGGUGCCGACGUCGCAGGGGAGUCUUUUCGUUCAGAACGACAUUUUUCGCCUCAAUUACGGUUAGGGAACACAUUUCAGCACAAAAACGAUGUCGUUUACCUGGAUGUAACAGUGAUUUGUAUUCUAGACUUCUGAUUCCGUUAUUCCGACGAAUUUGCUUUCAUCAGCUUCUACGUCCACUAUUAUAUAUGUUUCUGCUUUUUAA